AAAUUUGAACCAAUAGCGUAUGCAUUUAUUUUGAUUGAUUUAUAUAUUGAUAGUCAUGGCACCAAAGAAGGAUGCAAAAGGUGGCGGUGGUUCAAAGGAUAAAGGCGGCAAAUCGGCCAAAGGUGGUGGCGGCGAUGAUAAAGGUGCAGCCGGUAAAGAGAAGAAAGGCGGCAAUGCUGUAAAAGUGCGUCAUAUUUUGUGCGAAAAACAAAGUAAAAUCUUAGAAGCAUUGGAAAAAAUAAAAGCUGGUCAAAAAUUUCCGGAUGUUGCGGCCGCUUAUAGCGAGGACAAAGCUCGUCAGGGUGGCGAUCUUGGUUGGCAAAUUCGCGGAGCAAUGGUUGGACCAUUCCAAGAUGCCGCAUUCGCAUUACCCAUCUCAACUGUAGCAAAUCCUGUUUAUACCGAUCCACCGAUUAAAACUAAAUUUGGAUAUCACAUAAUAAUGGUCGAAGGCAAAAAAUGAACUAAAAACUAAGAUACCCUGUACUAUAUAUAUCGUUAUUUUCAUUUCGAAUCCAACAAUCGAAAAUAUGUUUGAAUUUCUUUUUCUAUUACAAUCAAUGUUAACUUUAAUUGAAAAUGAUUUUUCGAUGAAUGUUUGAUUUUCAAAAAAACCAAAAUAAAAUAAAGACACCAUUGAUUGAUUGUUUCAAUUAGUUUGUAA
Contarinia nasturtii (swede midge) is the source of this 664-nucleotide messenger RNA. RefSeq names its product peptidyl-prolyl cis-trans isomerase NIMA-interacting 4. NCBI's taxonomy places the organism in Eukaryota, Metazoa, Arthropoda, Insecta, Diptera, Cecidomyiidae. The transcript is spliced from 3 exons. The record is from RefSeq and is a predicted model, not a curated record. Gene Ontology annotation, molecular function: DNA binding; peptidyl-prolyl cis-trans isomerase activity. Gene Ontology annotation, biological process: rRNA processing. Bases 56 to 463 code for a protein of 135 amino acids.